GCAAAAUCAGUACUCACCUUUGCCGAGCAAGCGAAUAAUGACCGUAUUGCCAGCGAUCGCAUCAUCUUUGAGAACUACUUUGGUCGGUUGAAGACACUCUGGGCCACAUGUAGCGCGAGCUACGACUUCGUGUUCCAAGCGUGUUUGGCCCUGACCAACGUCGAUGUCCGUCUCCAUUCCCUGCGUGCAGAAGAUGGUGAUGCCAAUGCCCAGUACAUCAAUCGACUCAACGAAAUCGGCGUAAAGAUCAUCAAGACGAAGAGAGCCGCUGGGAAGGCGUACAGGUCAAAGAGAAAG
This is a messenger RNA of Aphanomyces astaci, 297 nucleotides long. RefSeq lists its product as hypothetical. The record is from RefSeq and is a predicted model, not a curated record. The transcript is spliced from 2 exons. NCBI's taxonomy places the organism in Eukaryota, Oomycota, Saprolegniomycetes, Saprolegniales, Verrucalvaceae. The annotation marks the transcript as partial.